Molecule: messenger RNA, 867 nt
Organism: Mycena indigotica
Lineage: Eukaryota; Fungi; Basidiomycota; Agaricomycetes; Agaricales; Mycenaceae
Exons: 1
Coding region: 1-867 (288 amino acids)
Source: RefSeq, a predicted model, not a curated record
AUGUUACUACACUCCACUCCUUUUAACGUCACUCCCUUUCAAAUUAUUGUGGUCCCUCCCGCUGAGGAUGAGCAGCCGGACUACCUCGUAUUCAACUCUGUCCAGCUACCGGAACGCAACCUCUCAACACCUCCCGACUUUGCUUCACUCGAUGAUGCCCUUUCUCGUCUGCAUGGUGAAGCCAACGCCGCCGUCCUCGAUUCCUCUGUCCCGAAAUCCGUCCUCCCUCUCACGCGCAGUGAACCCGCGGUUGGAGAAAUAGCGCGCGACGAUUCGGAGAUUGUUGAAGUGGUCAAGGUCCGGCGAGUAUAUCAGGAGGCAGGCGCGAUUAAUGCAACAGAGGGUAUGCCUAAACCCAAAUCGCUACGUUCUCGUGCUGGAAGUGCAUUUCGUUCAAUAAAGAACCUCGCUCGUCGCACUCCCAACAAUAAACCGUACGCAAAGGAGGUUUUCGCUUCCAGCCAGAGCACCCAAGCGACCUUCGAAACGGCACACUCAACGGAGACACCCCCCACUCGCCGUGGAUCUAUCAUCUUCACCGAUCUCUUUCGUAUUCCAUCCAGAGCCUCGUCUACUUCCUAUGAGCCAGCACCAGUAGAGCCAUACCAUCCCGACGCCAUUCCUCAUCAGACAUCUUCCAGUUUCACCAACAUCCGACGUCGCCUUUCUACACUCAGUCUGUCACGGACACCACCAAUGAGUAGAAGCUCGAGCUCCACUGUCACAUCAUCGGUUCCCCAAACACCCACCGACGAAACCGAUUUGCAUCCACAGCAACUGAGUACCAAAGAUGAUGGUGAUGAAGGCGAGAUGAGACUCGAUUCAUUGCAUUUCGAGGCUCUUUCUUUCGACGCGGACCAGUUUUGA